AUGAUUUCUAGUAUAAUACAAGCAUCUAACGGGAUAAUAAGUAAACGAAAGCUAUUUGUUGAAAAUAAUGACUAUAAUCAAAGUGAAAUUUUAUUAUUCACUGUUGCAUCAUCCAUAAUUUGGAUUAUGGUACCAGGUUUAGCAUUUUUAUAUUCUGGGUUAGCAAGAAGAAAGAGUGCUCUUUCCAUGAUAUGGAUAGUUAUAAUGAGUUCAUUUAUUGGGUGUUUCCAAUGGUAUUUUUGGGGGUAUUCAUUAGCAUUUUCAACAACAUCUUCCAAUAAUUUUAUUGGAGAUUUACAUUAUUUUGGGUUUAAAGGUUUAUUAGGUAAAGGAUCAUCGGAUGAUACUUAUCCCGAAAUUGCAUUUGCUCUUUUCCAAUUACAGUUUUUAUUGGUUACCUUGGCUAUUUUAGCAGGAGCAUGUGUUGCUGAAAGAGGACGUUUUUUACCAGCAUGUAUUUUUUUCUUUUGUUGGUCUACAAUUGUUUACUGUCCAGUUGUUUAUUGGAUUUGGUCAGAUAAUGGUUGGGCUGCUGGGUUUAAAUCAGGUGUACUUGAUUAUGCUGGUGGUGGUCCAGUUGAAAUUUUAUCGGGGGUAAGUGCUUUUGUUUAUAGUGCAUUUUUAGGUCGUCGUAAUGAAACUUUAAUGAUUAAUUAUAGACCUCAUAAUUUAUCAACCAUGUUUUUGGGUACUUGUCUUUUAUACGUUGGUUGGUUGUUUUUCAAUGGAUUCAGUUGUGCAAAUGUUUCUGUCAAAGUUCCCUAUUCAAUGUUGAACACUCAUUUAUGUGCUUCUUUUGGAGCUAUUUCUUGGUGUUUAUUAGAUUUUAGAUUAGAAGGUAAAUACGUUCUUGGUGGUAUGUUAUCCGGGGCCAUUUCUGGUUUAGUGGCUGCCACUCCUUCUUCAGGAGUUAUUCCUUUAUGGGCUAGUGUUAUUUUGGGUAUUGUCGCCGGGGUUGUUUGUAAUUUUUCAACUAAAUUCAAAUACUUGUGUCGUGUUGAUGAUUCUCUUGAUGUUUUAGCUGAGCACGGUAUUGCUGGUAUUGUUGGUUUAAUUUUUAAUGCUCUUUUCGGUUCUAAAACUGUGGUUGGUUAUGAUGGUGCCACUUCUCAUGAUGGUGGUUGGAUUGAUCAUAAUUAUAAACAAUUAUACAUUCAAAUUGCUUACAUUCUUGCCUGUAUUGCUUAUUCCGGAGGAGUUACCGCCAUACUUUGUUUUGUUAUUGAUAAAAUUCCUGGAUUACAUUUAAGAUUAGAUUACGAUUCUGAAGAAAGAGGGGUCGAUGAAGAUCAAAUUGGGGAAUUUGCUUAUGAUUACGUUGAAGUUAGAAGAGAUUUCUGGGAUUGGGGUACUCCUCAACAGCAUCAACAAAUGGACCAAUCAAUGAGUCCUCAAACUCCCACUUUAGCAAAUGAAUACGUUGAUAAAGAAAACACCCAAAUAUAUAACGCUGUUGGAAGCUCAAAUGUCUCAACUAAUCAAAAUGAUGAUGAUCACAAUCGAUUAGAAAAACAAGAUUGAGCAUUUGACUAGAUGUCUAUUGGGUUUAUUUUUUGUUUGUCCUUUUUAAAUUAUUUGAUAUAAGAGUUUCAAAAGUUUAUUAUUUAAUUCCUUCAUUUCUUC
Messenger RNA from Hyphopichia burtonii NRRL Y-1933, 1623 nucleotides. It is a transcript of the gene MEP1, whose product is annotated as ammonium permease. Gene Ontology annotation, biological process: ammonium transmembrane transport. Lineage: Eukaryota; Fungi; Ascomycota; Pichiomycetes; Serinales; Debaryomycetaceae. Gene Ontology annotation, molecular function: ammonium channel activity. The record is from RefSeq and is a predicted model, not a curated record. The transcript has a single exon. Gene Ontology annotation, cellular component: plasma membrane. Bases 1 to 1521 code for a protein of 506 amino acids.